Syzygium oleosum is the source of this 813-nucleotide messenger RNA. RefSeq lists its product as uncharacterized. The record is from RefSeq and is a predicted model, not a curated record. NCBI's taxonomy places the organism in Eukaryota, Viridiplantae, Streptophyta, Magnoliopsida, Myrtales, Myrtaceae. The transcript is spliced from 5 exons. Bases 47 to 667 code for a protein of 206 amino acids.
UUCAAUUGUCGUGCCUAUCCCGCGCACGUUGCCGACUCCAAGCACAAUGGAGUUAUCUACUGAUUUAAAGAAGACACGGAAAAAGCAAUCGAUAUUUGCUCCCAAAGAAUCAGCCAUCCCAAAUCCGAGGCGUUCAAAGAGAAUUAUGUUGAAGCGUGCAUCUGGCACCAAAUCUGAAAACAUGAAAAGGGUGGAGGAAUUUCUGUUGGAGGAAAAGGCAAAAUCUACGCGAGCUUCAGUGAGAGCACGAGCAGCUGAGUUUGCAACUUUUGAGAAGGAAACCAUUGAUCUGACUGAUGAAAACACCGAUUUGGAGGAACUUCACAAGACUAUGGGAAAUCGCGCGUACUCGCACUAUGCUAGGAACGAGGAAAUUAUGAUGGGAAUCCGAUGGCUGAGGAUGAUGGCCUCAAAUGCAACCAUUGCAAGCUCGCCCUUCCCAUUCAAUCCAGGAAAUUCUGUUGAUUUGCUUCCCAAUCGUCAGGGUCGCGAGCAUUCAGCUGAGAUGCUUUCGGGGUUUGCUGGGGCAUCAUCGAGUGCUGCACGAGGCGAUGACGUGUUGCCUCAGUGCAUGGCUGACGACAAUCAUUCGCCGGAUGACUCAUCAAGGAACAACGGCCUUGCUAAGGGCUCGGGCAAACCUGCUGAUUUGGCACCAACUGAUUGAGCGCAAAAGUUUGGUGCACGUUUGAUUUGGCGGUCAUGUUGCCGUCUCGUUUUCAUUUCAUGAAUUUUUAGAACUUUUUAUGCUCCGGAUUAUCGUUGAUGUGUUUCCUAAUAAUUUGGAUAAAGUUGCAGACCUUAAUUAAACUA